CAAGAUUCGAUCUUGCGAACUCCCAAACACACAACUUAAACCCUCUUUGUCCCCUCUGCAUCGCAGAUAAGCCCCUCUCUCUCCCUCUCUCAUAGACCAUGUCCGCCCUCCUCCGAGCUAUACCCACAAUAGUUCUCCGAACCAAACCCAUCUCUCUUGCUCAUCGUCCUCUGUUUUGCCUCAAUUCCCAUAAAAUCAUAAAGCCCAAAAGAUUUAUAAAACGGAGUCUUUCCUCUAUUUCUGCUUCUGCUUCUGCUUCUGCCUCUCCACUGUCUUCCACAGAAACUUCAGUUCCUAAUACUAAACAACCAGGAAUUCUUUUCAAAGAAACUCUUGAAUGGGUCAAUCGAACUGGGUUCUGCGGCCAAUUAUCGGAACAUGAUGUGGGCAAACGGGUUCGGCUUUGCGGGUGGGUGGCGCUUCACCGUGUUCAUGGUGGUCUCACUUUCCUUAACCUCAGAGACCACACUGGACUUGUUCAGGUUACUACGCUUCCUGAUGAGUUCCCUGAGGCUCAUUCUGUUGUGAAUGACUUGAGACUUGAGUAUGUGAUAACUGUGGAAGGUGUUGUUCGGUUGCGGCCAAGUGAGUCAGUGAACAAGAAAAUGAAGACUGGCAUGAUAGAGGUUGCUGCAGAGCUUGUUCAUAUUUUAAAUGCCGUGAGAUCUAAGUUGCCAUUCUUGGUUACUUCAGCAGAUGAUGCCAAAGAUUCUGUUAAAGAGGAAAUCCGUUUGAGAUAUCGAUGCCUUGAUUUACGCCGGCCGCAAAUGAAAUCCAACAUAAUGUUACGGCAUAAAGUGAUCAAACUUAUUCGGAGGUACCUAGAGGAUAUACAUGGUUUUGUGGAGAUUGAGACUCCAAUACUCUCUAGAUCUACUCCUGAAGGUGCCCGAGAUUAUUUGGUGCCCUCAAGAGUUCAGCCAGGGAUGUUCUAUGCUUUACCUCAAAGUCCACAGCUGUUUAAGCAAAUGCUAAUGGUCUCUGGUUUUGACAGAUAUUACCAGAUUGCAAGAUGUUUCCGGGAUGAAGAUCUCAGGGCAGAUAGACAACCAGAGUUUACACAGUUGGAUAUGGAAUUGGCUUUCACUCCUUUGGAGGACAUGCUGAGGCUCAAUGAAGAUCUGAUUAGACAGGUUUUCCUCAAGAUCAAAGGCGUCCAGCUACCUAACCCUUUCCCCAGGCUUACAUAUGCUGAUGCGAUGAAUCGAUAUGGUUCAGACAGGCCAGAUGUUCGUUUUGGUCUUGAAUUAGAGGAUGUAAGGUCUCCGUUCACUUAG
Ilex paraguariensis (yerba mate) is the source of this 1277-nucleotide messenger RNA. NCBI's taxonomy places the organism in Eukaryota, Viridiplantae, Streptophyta, Magnoliopsida, Aquifoliales, Aquifoliaceae. The record is from the annotation of a GenBank genome assembly.